Beta vulgaris subsp. vulgaris (sugar beet) is the source of this 4615-nucleotide messenger RNA. Its product is annotated as putative disease resistance protein At3g14460. NCBI's taxonomy places the organism in Eukaryota, Viridiplantae, Streptophyta, Magnoliopsida, Caryophyllales, Amaranthaceae. The transcript is spliced from 3 exons. Gene Ontology annotation, biological process: defense response to other organism. The record is from RefSeq and is a predicted model, not a curated record. The coding region runs from base 98 to 4381 and encodes 1427 amino acids. Gene Ontology annotation, molecular function: ADP binding.
UUCACAAGUCACAUUAAAGAUUCACUACAAAAUAAAAAAUCUAUAAUUAGAACGUCAACAAAAAGAAUCAUUUAUGCAUUUGAUUGAAUUAUAAUAUAUGCAAACACACAUUAAUUCGGAUUCUCUCCGAGAAAGUCAACAAUGGCCGCAGCUUGGUCACCAAUUUCUCGUCUCAAAUCUGGCAUAUCCUCUACUGUAUACAUCGUCAUUAUUGAAGUCUUUGUCACUAAUGCCGCUUUUUUUGUUCUUCAGAAAUUUUAUUCUUUGCGAGAUUUUCGCUUCCAUCGUCGUUUCAUUCUACAGACAGGAGGAGAACGAAAUGGCGAUAGGAGAGGCAUUUCUGUCGGCGUUUCUUCAAGUAGUGUUUGAAAAACUGUUAUCACCUGGGGUAACUUUAUUUCUAAAGCUGGUAGGGGCAAAGAUACCACUCAAAAGCAUCAAACAAUGGGAACGAAAGUUAAGGAUGAUUGAUGCAUUGUUGAGUGAUGCUGAGCAGAAGCAAUUUGAUAGCAGUGCUGUCAAGUUAUGGCUGCAGGAUGUCCAAGAUUUGGCUUACGACUUGGAGGAUAUGUUGGACGAAUUUGCCACGGAAGCUCAACUUUAUCAGUUCAAGGCUAAGGAACGGGUCCAUGAACCCAAGGAACAUGACCAUGGGUAUCUUGGCUCAGCAACCAACAUGGUACAAGGCAUUUUGUGUAGCGGUUCUAGAGCUGCAGAGAGUUUCUCCGCCUUGUUUAACUCUGUCACAAACUUAUCAUCCAGGAUUGAAGACAUUAGCAAUCGCUUGCUAGAUAUUCAGACUCAGGCAGGCCAUUUGGGUUUGUCAAUCUGUGUGAUGCAACAGCAGAUGCAAUUAACAGAAAUUCAUUGUAGCUGGCGAGAGACGACGUCUUUAGUUUGUGAACCAUAUGUUUAUGGGAGGGAUAAUGAAAAAAAUGAGAUAAUUCAUCAACUAAUGAAAGAUGAUUCGAAUUAUGAGAAUUAUGCUGUAAUUUCUGUUGUUGGAAAGGGAGGCAUUGGGAAGACAACUGUUGCUCAGUGUGUAUACAAUGAUGAGCAGGUGGAGAGUCAUUUUGAUUUAAAACUGUGGGUUUGUGUAUCAGAUGUGUUUGAUGUGAAAAGGAUAACAACAACGCUUAUCAACUCUGCCACUCAGGAAACUGUUAAUUUUAACAGCCUUGAUCAAGCACAGAGAAAAUUGAAGCAAGUGCUUAAAGGUGAAAGGUUCUUGAUUGUUCUUGAUGAUAUUUGGUGUGACAAAUAUGAUCUUUGGACUCAACUGCAGACUCCUUUCCGAGAAGGGGCGAAAGGGAGCAGAGUCAUAUCAACUACAAGAGUCGAGAAGAUUGCAAGGAUGAUGAUUAAAAAUCCAAGUAAAAGCAAUAUCAUCUAUUUAGAGGGUUUGUCAGAUGUUGAUUGUUGGUGUCUAUUUCAGCACCACGCUAGUGAAGAUGUUGAUGUUUCUGAGAUGCGAGAUGACAUACUAAGGAAAUGUAAAGGAUUGCCUUUGGCUGCAAAAGCUCUUGGAGGCCUCCUGAGAAGCACAAUGGAGAAGAGCCAGAGAGAGAGAAUUUUAAAAAGCAAUGUUUGGAGUGAGGAGGGUGGAGUCUUACCUGCCCUUAGACUGAGUUACUAUCAUCUCCCACCUCCUCUAAGGCGCAUAUUUUCUUAUUGUUCCAUAAUUCCCAAAGGGCAUAGAUUUCUGAAGAAGGAGAUCGUGUUGAUGUGGAUGGCUGAGGGGUUGCUACGAGAAGACAAAGAGGAAAAAAUGGAAGAUAUAGGCGAUAUCUAUUUCCUUGAUCUAAUAUCGAGAUCAUUAUUUGAACCUUGCCCAUCUAGAGGUUUCUUCAUUAUGCAUGAUCUUAUUCAUGAUUUGGCUCAGUGGGCUGCAGGGGACAUCUGCUGUACAAAUGACAUCCAGAGAGUUUGUAACAGAACUCGUCAUUUUUCUUUUACCUCAGAAGUUGCUGAUGAAGCAUUGGGUAGACUACCCAUGGCUAUUGAGGAGGUCAGCCAGUUGCGAACAUUUUCUUUUUUUCAUAAUUAUCAUACUUUUCGGUGUCCUACAGUUCAAGUGUUAGAUUUGUUUUCGAGAAUUAAGUACUUACGCCUGCUGUCCCUCGCUCACAUGAAAAUUGAUGUGCUGCCAGAUUCUAUUGGUGGUCUAAGACACUUACGACAUCUUGACAUCUCGUACACUAAAGUACUAGAGUUACCUGAAUCAACUAGCGAACUUUGCAAUCUCCAAACUUUGCUUUUGAAAGAUUGCACGUUUCUGAGGAAAGUGGUCAAGGACUUGUCAUUCAUGGCUGAACUUCGCCACUUGAACAUUGAUGGCACUGCUUUGCAAGAGAUGCCUAUGGGGAUCGGGAAAUUAACAAAUUUGCAAACGUUGAAUCGGUUUGUCUUGGGAGCUAACAGCGGACACAUGAUACGAGAGCUGAAGAACUUGAUACAUCUCCGCGGCUGUCUGACCAUCUCCGGCCUAGAAAAUGUGGUGAGUGACGAGGAUGCUCGAGAAGCUUGCUUGCACGAAAAAUCAGGUCUUGAUAAGUUGAUUAUAAUUUGGAGAACCUCCACUUAUGAAGUUGUUGAUAACAAACAAAGAGAUGUUCUAGACCAGCUGCAGCCUCACAAAUCCAUUAUAGAGUGCCACUUGUACGAAUACCAGGGCUUGACAUUGCCUGAUUGGUUGGGAGAUUCAUCUUUUACUAAGUUAGUUGUUUUGACACUGUCAUUUUGUGACAGAUGCGAAUGGCUACCACCAGUAGGGCAACUACCCUCACUUGAGAAGCUUUGUAUAGAAAACAUGCAUGGUUUAAAGGUAGUAGGUCCUGAGUUUUAUGGUCUGGGUCAUCAUAAUUCUGAUUGUUUUCCUGCAUUGAAGAUUUUAAGUUUCAAGGCUAUGAAUUCUUGGGAAAUGUGGUUGCCCCCAUCAGUUGACAGCAGAGCAUUUCCCUGCCUUGAAGAGAUUUCAAUUAUUGAUUGCCCAUUACUUCAGGGGUAUUUUCCUUCCCAUCUCCCUUUGCUGCAAGUUCUAGAGAUCAAAAAUUGCUUUCAGCUGAGCGUCUCACUUCCAAGCCUCCCCUUGCUCCAGGAAUUGAUAAUGGAGAGAUGUAGAGGAUUAUCUAGCACAACAGGGGUUAUUACCUGUUCAAAAAGUAUAAGCAUAAACUGUAUUACAGAGUUUACUGCCUUUGAGGGACUUUGGGUUCAAGGACUUCCAAGACUUGUGGUUAAAGGGGAGUCAUAUUACCCAGAAGCAGGAAAGAUGCUGCGAAUCUGCAAGUGUCCAAAACUUCGUACUUUGUGGCCUGAUGGUUAUGGACACUUGGACAACCUGACUUGUGUCGAAUUGGAAAGUUGUCAAGAACAAAUCCCUUUCCUGGAAAGCAAUUUGCCCUCCACAGUGAGACAACUUAGCAUUUGGAAUUUUGAUAAUCUGGAGUCAAUAACCAGGUUGACUGGGUGCUGCCCUUAUCUUGAAGAACUCGAUAUUGAAAAUUGUCCAUCUCUUAUCAUUGUUGAUCAGCUACCCUUGACGCUUCGGCGGCUAAAGAUCUCUCAUUGCCAGUUACUACAGUCUGUGGAACUGAAGGAAUCACCUCACGCUGAUUUUGCAGUUCUUCUGGAGGAUUUGGACAUUGACAACUGUCAAUCUCUGACAUCUUUGUUUAGCAGGAGUCUUCAAGCUAAGGGGUCCUGUUCUACUCUGGGACUGUUACAAGAGCAAGAAAGUAUUACAACUAUUGAGGUUUCAGAGAAACGACUUGGACUGGUUCCAGGGGGAGAGGGUCCAUGUGAACUUACUUUUCUCACUAGACUAAGAAUAAGUAAGUGUCCCGGUCUUGUCUCAUUUCCCGAAGAUCUGCUCCUUCCUCGCAUUAAAAAGCUUAUUUUUUCAUGUUGUGAAAAUAUGGAGUUUCUCCCCACUCGGGUGCACUUUCCUGGAGGAGGUUUACCUAGGAACUUGAUACGUCUUGACAUUUCUAAAGUCAACAUAGCACAGCCCAUUCGAGAGUGGGGUUUAAACCUCCUUUCUUGUCUUGAGCGCCUCAAAGUUGCUCAUGUAGGCUGCUGUUCAGAUUCAAUAGAGUCCUUUCCAACUCAGGAAUUUUGUCUUCCCUCUUCGUUGUGUACCUUGGGGAUCGGAGGUUUCCGGAAUUUGAAGUCAAUAUCCUUUUGCAGCCUUCCCAAUCUGACUAGACUUAGUGUCCAGCUCUGCCCAAAGCUUGAAUACUUUGUUGGCAACAGCAUACCUCUGCGGAUGGACAGUGUGGUGAUAGAAGAAUGUCCUUUGCUGGAACAACAGUGCAAAAUGGCUCGUCAUGGCCGUAUAUGGAUUCAUAGUGGCCGACAUGAUCUAAUGUCCAUAUCUUAGACACGAUUGUUGAAAGAGUAGCCUUUGUCUGGUUAGUCUGUUCAUAUAUACUACAUACUAGUGGAAAACUAUCCCUCUCAUGUAGGCUGUAACUCCUCUCUUCCACCGUCAGCACUCACUCAUGCACUGAUACACACACUAAAAGAAAAUAACUUGUGUCUUUACUUGACUGUUUUUUCUUUUCCCCGUAUGUGCUGCUGAUUUGGUAACACUAUUAAACAACAUUUGUUGGUG